GCAAAAGCACACAGACUCACUCCCUCGAAGACCGAUACAGAGGUUACAAAUUGGGCUUCACCAAACCAGCCGAGUUAGGUGAGUCUUUCAUCCGAGAAAGGGUGGUGAGUGAGCGAGUGAUUGGCUCUGCAUCGCCGAGCCAUUAGGAAGCGGAUUGAUUGACGAAGAAUGGCGAACAUUGACAUCGAGGGGAUUUUGAAGGAGCUGCCCAACGAUGGGCGUGUUCCGAAGACUAAGAUUGUCUGCACGUUGGGUCCGGCUUCUCGAUCUGUAGAAAUGAUCGAGAAGCUGCUCAGGGCUGGGAUGAACGUCGCACGUUUCAAUUUUUCUCAUGGCACGCACGAUUAUCAUCAGGAGACCUUGAACAAUCUCAGGACCGCGAUGGCUAACACUGGAAUAUUAUGUGCUGUCAUGCUUGACACGAAGGGACCUGAGAUAAGGACUGGUUUUCUCAAGGGUGGGAAACCUAUUCAGCUUCAGGAAGGGCAGGAAAUCACCAUAACUACUGAUUAUGACAUCAAGGGGGAUCAGGAAAUGAUAUCAAUGAGUUAUAAGAAACUGCCCGUUCACUUGAAGCCUGGAAAUGUCAUAUUGUGCGCUGAUGGAACAAUCAGCCUCAGUGUCUUAUCUUGUAACCCUGAUGCGGGUACUGUUAGAUGUCGCUGUGAAAACACGUCAAUGCUUGGUGAGAGGAAAAAUGUUAAUCUUCCUGGUGUUGUGGUAGAACUUCCCACUCUCACAGAGAAGGAUAAAGAGGAUAUUCUUGGAUGGGGUGUCCCUAAUAAGAUUGACAUGAUUGCUCUUUCAUUUGUUCGCAAAGGCUCAGAUCUUGUUACUGUUCGUAAGGUCCUGGGGCCACAUGCAAAGCAUAUCAUGUUGAUGUCAAAGGUUGAGAAUCAGGAGGGGGUUAUAAAUUUUGAUGAAAUUUUGCGUGAGACUGAUGCAUUCAUGGUGGCACGUGGUGAUCUUGGAAUGGAGAUCCCAGUUGAAAAGAUUUUUCUGGCACAGAAAAUGAUGAUAUACAAGUGUAAUCUCGCAGGCAAACCUGUGGUCACUGCUACCCAGAUGCUUGAAUCUAUGAUUAAGUCUCCCCGGCCAACACGAGCUGAAGCAACUGAUGUAGCUAAUGCUGUUCUUGAUGGAACAGACUGUGUCAUGCUCAGUGGUGAAAGUGCAGCUGGGGCUUACCCUGAAAUUGCCGUGAAAAUCAUGGCACGAAUUUGCAUUGAAGCAGAAUCUUCUCUUGACUAUGGUGCAAUUUUCAAAGAGAUGAUAAGGGCUACCCCUCUGCCUAUGAGUCCUUUGGAAAGCCUUGCUUCAUCUGCUGUCCGCACCGCUAACAAGGCCAAAGCAAAACUCAUUGUUGUGCUGACUCGAGGUGGGACUACAGCCAAGUUAGUCGCCAAGUACAGGCCGGCCGUGCCAAUCAUGUCAGUCGUAGUGCCAGUUUUGACAACAGACUCAUUUGAUUGGACUUGCAGCGAUGAAACACCAGCAAGGCAUAGCUUAAUAUACAGAGGCUUGAUUCCUUUGUUGGCCGAGGGAUCUGCAAAAGCUACGGAUGCAGAAUCCACUGAGGUGAUUCUGGAAGCUGCUUUGAAAUCUGCAAUAGAAAGGGGCCUUUGCAAGCCUGGUGACGCAGUUGUUGCUUUACAUCGCAUUGGCGCUGCCUCUGUUAUAAAGAUUUGCAUUGUGAAGUGAUGCAUAUGCUAUGAAGAAGGCUUUGCCUUGCCUUGGAGGCGCUGAUGCCUAAAUUACAUUUUUGGCUUUUUGUUCUUUUAAGCUCUGCCUGGAAAAUGGAGAAUUAAUUUUUCAGCUUUAGACUGAAUUGUUUCUGGUGUUCUCUGUGUAGUGGGAUGAAUACCUUUCUAUUUGAGCCUGGUAUUGAAAAUAAAAAACCUGCACUCUUUAUAAUU
Prosopis cineraria is the source of this 1916-nucleotide messenger RNA. RefSeq names its product pyruvate kinase, cytosolic isozyme. Bases 169 to 1701 code for a protein of 510 amino acids. The transcript has 4 exons. The record is from RefSeq and is a predicted model, not a curated record. Gene Ontology annotation, molecular function: pyruvate kinase activity; potassium ion binding; magnesium ion binding. Gene Ontology annotation, cellular component: cytoplasm. NCBI's taxonomy places the organism in Eukaryota, Viridiplantae, Streptophyta, Magnoliopsida, Fabales, Fabaceae. Gene Ontology annotation, biological process: glycolytic process.